This is a messenger RNA of Camellia sinensis, 4692 nucleotides long. RefSeq names its product DEAD/DEAH box RNA helicase family protein (gene FANCM). NCBI's taxonomy places the organism in Eukaryota, Viridiplantae, Streptophyta, Magnoliopsida, Ericales, Theaceae. The record is from RefSeq and is a predicted model, not a curated record. Gene Ontology annotation, biological process: double-strand break repair via synthesis-dependent strand annealing; interstrand cross-link repair. Gene Ontology annotation, molecular function: 3'-5' DNA helicase activity; four-way junction DNA binding; ATP binding.
AAAAAGAUAAUUGAAGCGGAGAGAAUAGGCGCUGACAUGACCUUCUGAAGUUUGCGCGCCCUCUCUCUCUCUCACUCUGCCCUUUUUCGCUCUUCUCCACUUCCGUCACUCGAGGAGGGUUUCUUCAAUCGUGUUAAUGGCUUCAACGAUUAUCCACAAUGUCAUUGACGACGAAGAUGAAUUCGAUUGGGAAGCAGCUGUUAGAGAGAUUGAUUUCGCUUGCCAGGCCACCACCAAUCCAUCCACUUCAAACCCAAUUCAUCAUCACCAUCCUCUCCAUCAACUCUCUACUAAGCCCCCCUUAACCACUAACAUUCCAUAUUCUAACAAUACCCACAUUAAAUCUUUGCCUUCCAGGCAAUCCACUCUUGAUAAAUUCAUCAGGAAGCCUGGCCCGAGUGCUCCACCAGAGAAUCGGAACGUUGGGGACAUUGACCCUAAUAAGUACGAGGGUAGUGAAGGGGUCAGCUGCCUUAAUAUUGAUGCUGAGGCUGCCAAAACAUGGAUUUACCCAGUAAAUGUUCCUCUUCGUGAUUAUCAACUAUCCAUAACCAGGACAGCCCUAUUUUCAAAUACCUUGGUGGCAUUGCCAACCGGACUUGGGAAAACUCUUAUUGCUGCUGUUGUAAUGUAUAAUUACUUUAGAUGGUUUCCAGAAGGAUUGGUUUAUGACCCUCAGUUCUGGAACAUUGACAUGCAUCUUGGUGUUUCCACGGCAGGAAAAAUUGUUUUUUCUGCUCCUUCUCGACCGCUUGUUAUGCAACAAAUAGAAGCAUGCCAUAAUAUUGUAGGAAUACCUCAAGAAUGGACAAUAGAUUUGACAGGUCAAACGAGUCCUACGAGAAGAGCAUGCCUUUGGAAAGAUAAACGUGUUUUCUUUGUUACUCCACAAGUACUGGAGAAGGAUAUUCAAUCUGGUACAUGUUUGGUUAAACACCUAGUGUGUUUGGUGAUUGAUGAGGCUCAUCGAGCAAUGGGAAAUUAUUCCUACUGUGUGGCAGUUCGUGAGUUGAUGGCUGUACCUGUGCAGCUCAGAAUAUUAGCUUUAACUGCAACACCAGGAUCAAAGCAGCAGACCAUCCAGCAAAUUAUCGAUAACUUACAAAUCUCAACACUUGAAUAUCGUAAUGAAAAUGACCAUGAUGUGAUCCCAUAUGUGCAUGACAGAAAGAUUGAAUUAAUAGAGGUUGCUAUGGGCCAAGACGCUGUUGAAAUAAAUAAUAUGCUUUUGGAAGUAAUACGUCCGUUUGUUGCUAGGCUUUGUUCAAUUGGAGUGCUCCAAAGUAGAGACUUCCAGACUUUAAGCCCAUGUGAUUUACUUAAUUCAAGAGAUAAAUUUCGUCAAGCACCGCCACAAGACCUUCCCUCUGUGAAGUGUGGAGAAGUGGAAGGAUAUUUUGGAGCUCUUAUUACUCUUUACCAUAUACGCAAGUUACUUUCAAGCCAUGGAAUAAGGCCAGCAUAUGAGAUGCUUGAAGUGAAGUUGCAACAAGGGCCUUUUGCGCGACUUAUGAGUAGAAAUGAAGGUAUACACAGAGCAAAGCUUCUAAUGCAGCAAAGCUUGUCGCACGGAGCUCCUAGUCCCAAAUUGUCGAAAAUGUUAGAAGUACUGAUUGAUCAUUUCAAAAUGAAAGAUCCACAGAACUCAAGGGUUAUCAUUUUCUCAAAUUUCAGGGGAAGUGUCAGAGACAUAAUGGAUGCAUUAACAAGCAUUGGGGAAUUGGUUAAAGCUACCCAGUUUAUUGGCCAAAGCUCGGGAAAAACAUUAAAGGGCCAAUCACAAAAGGUUCAACAGGCUGUUUUGGAGAAGUUUCGGGCUGGUGGAUACAACGUAAUCGUAGCAACAUCAAUUGGUGAAGAAGGCCUAGAUAUCAUGGAGGUUGACCUUGUCAUUUGUUUUGAUGCUAAUAUCUCUCCUUUGAGAAUGAUUCAGCGCAUGGGGAGGACUGGAAGAAAGCAUGAUGGACGAGUUGUUGUUUUAGCCUGUGAAGGGUCCGAGUUGAAAGGUUACAUGCGAAAGCAAGCAAACAGCAAAGCUAUUAAGAAACACAUGCGAAAUGGGGGGAUGAAUAGCUUCAAUUUUCAUUCUAGUCCAAGAAUGAUUCCCCAUAUUUUCAAACCAGAAGUUCAGUUGAUUGAGCUAUCAAUUGAACAGUUCAUUCCUCGUGGCAGAAAAGUGAAAGAUGAUCAUCCUAUCCAGACCCCCGUCUUUAAGACCAAACUAACUGAUGCUGAGACUGAUUUAGUUGCUAAAUACUUCCACCCUACCAAAGGGAGUACAUGGAGACCAUCCCUUAUUGCCUUCCCUCAUUUCCAGGCAAUUCCCUCCAGAGUGCACAGAGUUAUGCAUUCAUUCAGAACAGGGAUGUUGAUUGAUGCAAUGCAACGGCUGCAAGGCUUAUCAUUUUCUAGGGACAGCAAAUCCUUCUUUCAAGAGGAUGAAGCCCUCUCAAGUUUGGACUUGGGAGUUGAAAAUGUUGAGCAGCAUGAAAACUGUAUGAAAGAUUUACAGAGUACUCACAAUUCCCCAGAAGAGUAUUCACUGAGAAAAGUAUCAGAUUUUGAUCCAUUACCUAUGGAGACCUCAGUAACUAAGGAGGAGAAUUGUCUUCCAGAUUCUCAUGGCCAAAAUCUUCCCAUCCACUCUCACCUGUUUGGCUCUGGUUUUGUAUCCAUUGACUCUCUUGGAAGAGUCUUGAUUUUAUCUGUACCUGUACUUCCUCUGAAAGAAGAUUCACAUUCUAAGUGCACGAGUGCAAACAAUACAAGCUUGCUAAAUUGUUUGAAGCAAGAUUCUUUUCAUUUUAAGGCGUCAUGCGGAGACUACAAAGAUAUGACUCUGAGGGUAAAAGACAUUUCUGGCAAAACAGCUUCUUCUCAGACAAGAAGCAAAGAAAAUGAGAACAUGCUGUCAUCUAAAUCAUGCAACCCUGAUCCCCAGACAGAGAAUGAACUGGAUGAGGAUGGGAAGUUUUGUCAAACCCCAGUUUCCAAGGUGGGUUUGUCAAACGAAGGAGAUAGCACUCACAAGGUACCUCAGGAAAACAAAACAGAAGCGCUGUUAGUUGGUGAUUCAAGCAAUGACCCGAGAGAUGUUGAGCUUAGUCCUCGGUUAACUAAUUUUAUCAAGAGUGGCGUUGUCCCAGAGUCUCCUAUAGAUUAUGCUGGGACAUCAAAAGGUAAAGGGAGUGACAAGUUAAUGGUACCAGACCUUGGUUCACCUGCUAAAUCAAAUACUGAUGUGUUACUGAGGUCUUCAAUUCCGGAGCAGAAAGAAAAGACAGCUAUAAAUGGUAGUGCUUGUGGAAGCGAUGCUCCAGCUUCUUCUGUUAAUGAAGAAAUUCGAACUCCUGUACUCAAUUUGAAGUGUAGUGCCACAAGAGGAAGCAUCUCUGCUUUUCCAGUCAAUGAAGAAGUUCAAACCCCCUUAGUAAAUUUAAUGAACAAUAGUUGUAGCAAAGACUGGUGUUUGAGUUCUGGAGGCAAGUCGGAAAGUGUUCAACAGGGAAAAAAGUUUAAAAGAUUGUGCAAGUAUGGAGAACAAGGCAAGUGGAGGCUUCCAGAAGGCAAAGAAGGAAAUGUUGGCCAUAAAACAAACCCAGCCAGAGAUUGUUCAAGACAAAGUCCUAUUCUGGUGAAGAAUGGUAAAAGGAAACGGAAGCCAGUAAAGGAUGUCAGCGCCUUCAUCGAUGAGGAAGCUGGGGUAUCUUCAGAUGUUGAAGUAUCUGAUGAUGAGGAGGAUGAGCAGGAGAACAAUUCUUAUGGUGAUAGCUUUAUAGAUGACAGGUUAAAUCCUACAGCAGCAAGUACUCAAGCUGAAGCUAGUAGAAGUGGCAUGAUGGCAAUUUACAGACGCUCGUUACUAAGUCAAUCACCAAUGGAGACUAACUGUUCUACAGAUUUUAGUCCCGACUCUGUUGCUUCGAAGACCCGGGUGAGUGAAUGUGGGAGUUCACCAGGAACAAUAAAUCAUUCUCUCCAAACACCUCAAACUGGGUCAGAGUCUGCUGUGAGGAAUUCAACAGUCUUUCAUUCAGAAUCUGAGAAGAUCUCUUCAAAAGCCAUACUGUGCACAAGAAAUGGUGGUACUGCUAGAGAGAAUGAGAACAAGAUGGGGCGUCGAAAAAGAAAAUUGAGCUUUUAUCAAGACAAGUCUGUUCCUGCAAUUAACUUGGAACAGCAAUUCUUGGUUCAAUCUGAAGCUGCAGGACGAGAAACAUUGUUGCAGGAUCAUCAAGUGCAGAAAAUCGAAGCAAAUGUGGACGUGUUUGAUGAUGAUGAUCAGUUUUACGCGGGUCUUGAUCUUGAUGCAGUGGAGGAACAAGCUGCUAAACUACUUGGAUACAAAUUAGAGUUGUCAGAACCGAAAAGAAAGAUGAUUCACGAUGCGACCCCUCCACAGCUUGGUAUUCUGGGUUCUCCAUCAUUUGAUCUUGGAAUUUGAUUAUCUUUAAGGAUAUCCUAAUUAUUUAGAGUUCAUUUAACUGUGAGGACAAUUCCUUGAAAAUUUUGGAAUUGAGAAAUGUUGGUUUGUUGCAAGUCAGGUUCUGCUGGGGUCGUAAGUUGAAAGUAAUUACAUUUUUCUUUUCAGAACAAUACAUUCAUUUUUAUGUAUAUAUGAUGUUUAUAUAGAGGGUAGUUGAAAGUUUUGCAAAUGAAAUCAGGAUUUAUUUUUUUGUUUGUUAUGGUCAA